This is a messenger RNA of Letharia columbiana, 2232 nucleotides long. RefSeq lists its product as uncharacterized. The record is from RefSeq and is a predicted model, not a curated record. The transcript has 6 exons. The coding region runs from base 1 to 2232 and encodes 743 amino acids. Gene Ontology annotation, biological process: mRNA processing. Gene Ontology annotation, cellular component: nucleus. NCBI's taxonomy places the organism in Eukaryota, Fungi, Ascomycota, Lecanoromycetes, Lecanorales, Parmeliaceae. Gene Ontology annotation, molecular function: RNA binding; metal ion binding.
AUGCUGAUCGAAGAAGAAGAUGCCGCAGAGUUGAAAACAUGGGUGGUGAAGAGACUCGAGAACAUCUCCGACGCAGAUUCCGACGUCCUGGCAGAUUACGUUAUAGCUUUGAUGCGCGCAGACACCCCAGAGUCAGAGCUAAGGACGACCGCAGUCGAUUGCCUGGAAGAUUUCCUGAAAGACAACACUGCCACAUUCGUCGACGAGAUAUUCAAGGCAAUCCAUACCAAAUCCUACUCUCCCAGGAAUUUGAUUCCUCAGAGCGCUUCGUCCACCAGUCCAACUUUCGCAGCUCCCUCAGGACCUGCUGGCGCAUACGGCUCACUUGGCGUUGGGCGAGGGUUGCACGGGGGAUAUCAAGAGUCUAGGAAGCGCUCGUACAAUGACAGACAAGAAGAGGGUUCUGGGCUUGACUCGCAUUAUUCGCGAGGUGAGCGCCAAAUAAAGCAGAUGCGGAGAGGAGGCAGGGGUGGUAGAGCAGAUGCAUUCGUGCCUAGAAAUGGAAGAGGAGGCUUUCAAGAAUCCAUGUAUCCUCAAGCACGAGCCUCACCGGUAGCACUGGGCUUUCAAAAUAUGCCAAUGCCGCCGCCUUUCGAUCCCAAUGAUCCGCUUGCGACAAUAAUGGCCAUGCAAGCUAUGGGAUUACCGCCGCUUCCUGGCAUGCCACCGCUUCCUCAAGCAGGCUCACCGAACGUUUUACCCCAAUUCGGAGGGCAAAGCCUAUCACCUUCACAUGGGCCCCGGAGAAACACUCAUAGGGAGCGAUGUAGGGAUUACGAUGAGAAAUUCUUUUGCGAAAGGGGGGACGCUUGUCCCUACGAGCACGGCACAGAUCGACUGGUCGCAUCUGGUCAAGACGAAUACGACCCGAAGAAUUCGACCAUUAUGAACCCGCAGGCUACCUCCCCUACGUCGAAUGGACACGGUGGAUCACAGGAGCACCGAGGAAAUGGGUAUACUCAAGGAAGAGGAAGAGGAGACCGGGGGGGAUUCUUGCAGCGGCGCAACAACCACCGGGCCGACUUUUCUCAAGCGGGUCCCAACCACGACCGGUCCAUAACCACUAUUGUUGUCGAACAGAUUCCAGAGGAGAAAUUCGACGACCGAUCUGUCCGAGACUUCUUUUCCGAGUUUGGCAACAUUGAGCAAGUCACAAUGCAGCCAUAUAAACGCCUUGCUUUAGUCAAGUACGACGAUUACAUGGCUGCCAGGAGAGCCUAUGAAAGCCCGAAAGUUAUAUUCGAAAAUAGAUUUGUUAAGGUCUACUGGUAUAAGCCCGGUGGACUACCUACUCCACCAGCGACUGCCAAAGGAACCGUAAAGUCGCCUCCCAUGUCCAAGGACGAAGGACCACCCUUUGACAGAGAGAAGUUCGAGCGAGACGCGGUGGCAGCUCAGAAGAAGCUGGAGGAGAAGAAAGUCCAGAUGAAAGACGUGGAAGCAAAGAGGCAUGCGCUAGAGAAGCAGAAAGAAGAGUUGACCCAGAAGCAAGCCGAAGAGAAGCGGAGGCUGCUCGAAAAGUUGGCGGCAAAGGUUGUGGCGCCUAACGGCGAUACAUCAAUGACUGACGCUACAAAUGGAAGCCAUGGGGCGGACGACAACAAAGUGAGCGCGCACACGAAGGCGUUACGGGAGAAAGUCGCAGAACUGGAGGCAGAGGCUAAGAGCCUGGGCCUGGAUUCAGCGCUAAGCGAUACGCCUUACCAAUAUAGAGGACGAGGAAGAGGCAGGGGUCGGGGUUCCUAUCGCGGUUGGGAAGGGUUUGCUUCGGGCUCGGAAUCAUUCAGGGGAAACCCUCGUGGCAGAAGCGCUUUUGUGGGCAGAGGCGGUGGGAAAUACAACUUGGAUAAUCGAACGAAAAAAGUGGCGGUCACGGGCGACCUCAGUGGAGAGAAAGACGAGGCUCUGAGGCAGUAUUUGCUGGGAGUGGGCGAGUUCGAGGCCAUCGAAGGUCAUCCGGAUCGCCCUGAUACCCAAGUCGUUACUUUCAAAGACCGACCCACGGCAGAGACCUUUAUGUACGGCGUUCAUGAUAUUCCAUUGGUCGGAAAACUGGAUUUCGCGUGGUUUAAUGCUCCAGGUGUGUCUGGCCAACCGACACCGAAACAGGCGGAGACCGAUGGCGACACAGGAAUGGGUGGCACAAGGGCGGAUGAUCAUCACGCUGACAAGGGAACUGUGUUGGCCAACACCGAAGUCGACUAUGACGUAGCGGAAGACGAGGUGUGGUAA